This is a messenger RNA of Aspergillus fischeri NRRL 181, 651 nucleotides long. RefSeq lists its product as uncharacterized. Bases 1 to 651 code for a protein of 216 amino acids. NCBI's taxonomy places the organism in Eukaryota, Fungi, Ascomycota, Eurotiomycetes, Eurotiales, Aspergillaceae. The record is from RefSeq and is a predicted model, not a curated record. The transcript has 2 exons.
AUGAACUUCGCACCCUAUCAAGAUGAGUCUCCCGAGGUCGAGCGAGCUCUUUCACCACCCCUAGGCGACGCGAAUCGUUUCAAAUCACCCAUUCUUGGGUCCCCGCGCGGGUCUCCCCCGAUCCCCGGUGCGCAAUCUGGCGGUCUCCCAUCCCCGAGUCAUUUCGCAGGCGCAAAUCAGAUACAUGGCGGCGGACAGGCAAACCAAAGGUAUGGGCGCGAUGUCGAAGGUGGGAGAUGGAAUCUGGGAGCCUUUGAAACAAGUCUCCCGAUCCGUAUGGACGUUGAAGCUAUGCUGGCAUAUCUUCUUCUCCCUCCGGCGGGUGGGGUAUUCCUGUUGCUGUUAGAGCAUAAGAGCGACUACGUUCGGUAUAGAUGCGUGCACCCGGACAUUGGUAUGAUCAUAGCACUCAUCCCGGAGCAGAUUGCCCAUCUUAUUCUCUCCUGGUCGAGCUUCCUUUCCUGGCUUCUGUUCAUUUGCGACCUCGGCUUGAUCGGAUUUCUGAGCAUGCGCGCCUAUCGGGAUGGUGAGUCCUCACUGUGGAUCAUGACCGUCGACUUUUGUGCUGACAGGAGCUUAGUCGACACGCUUGAACACUUUGAGGUUCCUAUAUUCGGGCGUCUCGCAAACUCCUUUGUGGAUAAUGAGUAG